Messenger RNA from Gastrolobium bilobum, 963 nucleotides. Its product is annotated as NAC domain-containing protein 30. Gene Ontology annotation, biological process: regulation of DNA-templated transcription. The transcript is spliced from 3 exons. Lineage: Eukaryota; Viridiplantae; Streptophyta; Magnoliopsida; Fabales; Fabaceae. The coding region runs from base 7 to 963 and encodes 318 amino acids. The record is from RefSeq and is a predicted model, not a curated record. Gene Ontology annotation, molecular function: DNA binding.
AUAGAUAUGGAAUCAUGUGUACCUCCAGGAUUUAGAUUUCAUCCAACAGAAGAAGAACUUGUGGGGUAUUACCUCAAGAGGAAGAUAAACUCACUAAAAAUCGAUCUAGAUGUUAUUGUUGAGAUCGAUCUCUACAGAAUAGAACCAUGGGAUAUACAAGAUAAAUGCAAGCUAGGAUAUGAGCAACAGAAUGAGUGGUACUUUUUCAGUCAUAAAGAUAAGAAGUAUCCAACAGGGACAAGAACUAACAGAGCAACUGCUGCUGGAUUUUGGAAAGCAACAGGAAGAGACAAAGCUGUGACAUCCAAAAACAGAAUAAUAGGGAUGAGGAAGACCCUUGUGUUCUAUAAGGGACGUGCUCCAAAUGGAAGGAAAACAGACUGGAUUAUGCAUGAAUAUAGGCAUCAAACCUCAGAACAUGGCCCUCCACAGGAAGAAGGAUGGGUUGUGUGCCGAGCAUUUAGAAAACCUAUUCCAAGUCAGAGGCCAGGUUAUGAACCAUGGUGUAAUAGUCAACCACACUAUUUCAGAGAUCAAAGCUAUGCAAAUGCAAGACCCUUAUCAAUUUCAGAUAUUUUAAAUGAAACUCAUGAAGUGCUUCAUUCUGCUGAAGGUACAAGUUUUAGUAACCCCUUUAGCUUGGAGCAGCAAUUUCUAUCCAACCAAACUGUUAUGGAUAAACAACUCAUUGAGCUUCCACAACUUGAUAGUCCAACAAGUUUGGCAAUAAAAGAAUGUAGCCAACAACAUCAUAAUGUCCAAGAUUGCAGUGAUGAAAGGAGCAAUAACAAUGGACAAGGUAUUGAUUGGAAAAGCUUGGACAACUUGUUCGCUUCACAAUUGACAGAUACAAGUUACUUUUCAAAUCCAAACUUGCCCAUGAACAUGAUGAUACCUCAUAGCCAUGAACUACAACCUCAAAAUCAAGCUAGUCAUAUCCUAGGAUGCUUUCCUGAUUCAUAA